AUGACCAACAUCCUGAAAGAUCUUAAAGACCACUUACCUACGUUUAAAACCAAAAAUGAUUCCUUUUCCGACGUCGUUCCCAAACUAGAAGAAUCUUUCUUGAAAAGCAAUGAAAACGGCGGUAAGAAGAAAGGCUUUUUCAAAAACUGUAAAGCGGGACCACCAAUCACUACUAAACAUAAAAGUUGCCAAAAUAACUCGAGACCUAAGUCAGCAGGAAAUAUUAAAAACAACAACGUAAACAAUCCGAUACCUGCUUCUGCACCUAAUAACAGGAGUCCGAACUCCGAAGGCACUGUCAUUAAAACUAGAACUGCUGGAAACAAACCCGUAACUAAUUCGGCGAAACCUAGUACGACCGGCAGCACAAGGUCUAACGCAAGUUCUAGGCAAAGCAAUAUAUCCAAUUUAACUAAUUUAUAUAGAAAAGCAAGCCCAAAAUUGGAAUAUAAUCCUCUAGGCGUGUUAAAGGCUGAAGUACAAAAAGCUAUAAAGGAAAAAAAAACCUUCACAAUUAAGGGUACUUUUCCAGCAGUUCGUCGUGCGUUAUUAAAAAGAGGGUGGGUUGAAAAAAUCCAAAUCUCUUACAAAUCCAAAAUGAAUGAUGAUCUGAAAAAAUUCCAAACAUACUCAAUUCAUGAAUUAGUAACAUUGAUUCGGAAUAAAGACAUCGCCGAGACUUGUAAAACGCUAAUCAAAUCCAAGUUAUUGGAAACCCACCAAGUGGACUUAUAUUGGAGUUCCACCUACGAGUCAUUUAAAGAGUGUCCAGAUAAGAUUAAACUUACAAAAAUUAAUAAAUUUAGAUAUAACUUGUUCAGUUAUGCCAACAAACUAGGAUUAUGCUACGCUAAUAAGAAUUCUGUAUGGUUUAGAAUCCCUGGAGUAGCAAAUCUGAAUCACCCUCGUACAUACAGCCUCACAAAAGAUGGAGACACACCAGAAUUCAUAAAAGACUUCCAUAGGACGGCAGCCAUGUCACUGCUGAAAUGGGUCGUUAAAAAUAGUGACACUGGAGAGUAUAAAGUUUUAAGUCAAUCUGGAAAAAUACCGAUAGAAGUAUUUGACUUUGCCAUAAAUGAGUGUUAUAAAUUUAUUAAAAAGGCACAGCAUGAAGACAUUGACAAUGAAAUCGAGGAAGCUCUCGACUAUGAAUGGACUGAAUUUUUGAACUACUUUUAUAAAACCGUGCACAUCGGAAACCACUUCAGAAAGAUCAGUGACGUAACGGAAAUUGAUAUGGUUAGGAAAGCUAAUUUUAUAUUGAACAAACUAAACAUAUACUGGCCGUACCUCGAAAUGGAUGGUCUGAUGAAUAUUUGGAUCUUAAAGCCGAUUGAUAGUAGCCAAGGUGUUGGUAUCCAUAUGUGCAGGACAUUGCAAUACGUUUUAAAAACUAUUAGAGCUAAUCCAAACAAAAGAUAUAUAAUUCAAAAAUAUAUUGAACGUCCACUUUUGAUACAUAAUACAAAAUUUGACAUAAGGCAGUGGUUUUUAAUUGGUGGCACUGUACCAUUAACGAUAUGGAUGUACAAGCGGUGUUACAUUCGUUUCAGUUCGCAAACUUACAAUUUGCGAAAACUGCAUGAAUCAAUUCACUUAACGAAUAAUGCAGUUCAAUCUCGAUACCGAGAAGCAAACCGAGAUAUUGCCCUGCCUUCUUACAAUAUGUGGGACUCUGUUCAAUUUAAAAAUUAUCUCUCAGAUAUAGGCUACCCAAAGGCAUAUGAUACUAUAAUUUAUCCUGGAAUGAAGCAGUGCAUAAUCGCUGCUGUAUUAAUACACCAAGAUAAACUAGAUCGAAGGAAAAACUGUUUCGAAUUGUAUGGUGCAGAUUUCAUGUUAACUGAAGAUUUUAAGCCUUGGCUAAUAGAGAUAAAUGCUAACCCAGCUCUGCAUGGCUCUACCCCAAUAACAGCAAGAAUGUGUCCGCUAGUUUUAGAAGACGUAAUAAAAGUUGUCGUAGAUUAUGACGCAAAUAAAUCUGCCAGUACUGGAAGUUUCGAACUAGUAUAUGAAAAAAAUUUACCCAUCGACAUUAAAAACCCAAAUCUCCAGGUUCAGGGAACACCAGUGACAGCUAAUUACUUCUACGAACCUGAGGUAAAAGAGGUAAAACCUCCCGAGGUUGAAAAAAUGAUUACGCAAAGUUUUCCGAAUAUGCAAGGACCAGAUGCUAUAGACUAUGUAAAGCAUAUCGGUAAUGGAAUGAGAAAGACGCUGGAAGAUUUACUACUGAUACUAAGAAAAGAAAAGGAGAAAAGGCAUGCGAGAAAAAAUAAAAGUUUAUCUUUA
Molecule: messenger RNA, 2295 nt
Organism: Anoplophora glabripennis (Asian longhorned beetle)
Lineage: Eukaryota; Metazoa; Arthropoda; Insecta; Coleoptera; Cerambycidae
Product: tubulin glycylase 3A-like
Exons: 8
Biological process (GO): protein polyglycylation; cilium assembly; cilium movement
Cellular component (GO): cilium
Molecular function (GO): protein-glycine ligase activity, initiating
Source: RefSeq, a predicted model, not a curated record